GCUACGUGUCUUGCCUGCUGAUUCUACUAUUUCAUUAUAACAACACAACAUUGGCGACAAAGAUGUCUAUUUCUGUGCCUUUACCUACUCCAUUCAUGCCAUGCCCAGGGGAACCAGCGAUACCAUUUCCAACAUGGCUGAAAAUGUUCGACAAUUACAUGUUGGUGAUAGCUGCAUCGGGGGAUAGCUGGCCUGAUGCCAGAAAGCGYGCGGUUCUACUUCAUGCCCUGGGUACAGAGGGCCAAAGGCUUUUCUACACCCUGCCGAACACCGGAGACACRUUUACUACUGCUGUUGCUGCCCUUAAAGARCAUUUUGUGCCUAAGGUGAACGUCAUUGCGGAACGUCACAAGUUUCGACAACGAGCACAGAGACCGGAUGAGACGGUAAAUCAAUUCUUAGCUUCUCUAAGGGAGUUAGCUGCUACAUGUGAUUUUGGGAACAUGGAGGACCAAAUGCUACGUGAUCAACUGAUUGAGYGUGUUGCUAAUACUCGCAUAAGAGAUAGAUUAUUGCUUGAACCGGACUUAACACUUGCUAAAGCUACUACAUUGGCGUUGCAAAUUGAAAGUGGAUUAAGAGAUGCGGAUGUCCUUUCUGAUGCUACCGCUGCUAGCGCUUCCGCUCCAGUGAGGGCCGUACAAAAGCAACCAAAGCAAAGCCGCCGCCGCUGGGACACGAAGAAGAAGCCGCCGGAUCCUGCUCCUGCCACGACUCAAGCUGCUGCUAACCGCCGUUCCUGCUUCCGCUGUGGAUCUUUCAACCACCUUGCUAACAAACCUUCAUGCCCUGCUGCUAAAAUGACAUGCAACAAGUGUGGUAAAGUGGGACAUUUUUCACGAGUAUGCCGUUCGACUCAAAAGGAGGUACGUGAAGUCGUCAUUAAUGAGCCCACAGUUCUUUACAUGAACAAUGCAGUGCUAGACAAGAUCCUCUGCACAGUUCAAGUGAUAGUUAAUGGACGAUGCAAWGAUGUUGAGCUGAUUGUGGAUACAGGCUCAUCAGUGUCCAUUAUACCAGAGAACAUUUACCACACCUACUUUUCUGAAUGUGUGCUAACUGAACCUACAUUUGCUCUUGUUACCUAUGCAAAAGAGAAAAUUCCUGUAAAAGGAUGCUUAAAAGCUACUAUUUCUCAUGAUAGUCAUUCUACUGCAGGAACUUUUGUUGUUGUUGAGUCAGGUGCUGCUCUUCUUGGUUUAGAUUUGUUUCAGGCUUUACAAAUGAAACUUGAAGGACGAAAAGUUAUUACUACUACUACUUCUCCUACCCCUAYGGUUGAACCUGCUGUGCCAGAGACUGUAUCAGAUCAUUCUCCAGACAUGUCAGUUCAGGAAGUUGGCUAUGCUAAAAACUUCAUACACAAAGUACAUAUACUGCCUGAUGCUGUUCCAGUGCAACAAAAACUCAGGAGACUUCCAUUUUCGGUAAGACAAGCCGUUUCCGAGGAGCUCAAAGACCUCCAGGAUAAGGGCAUCAUUGAACGUAUUGAUGCUUCUCCUUGGGUUUCUCCCAUAGUCGUGACACAAAGAAGAGAUGGGGGAAAACCACGCAUGUGUGUUGAUUUAAGGGAGCCAAAUAAAGUCAUUGUUGCUGAUUGCCAUCCAUUACCACACAUGGAUGAACUGUUCUCACAUCUACGAGGGGCUACUGUUUUUUC
Messenger RNA from Austrofundulus limnaeus, 1660 nucleotides. RefSeq lists its product as uncharacterized. Gene Ontology annotation, molecular function: zinc ion binding; aspartic-type endopeptidase activity; nucleic acid binding. Gene Ontology annotation, biological process: proteolysis. Lineage: Eukaryota; Metazoa; Chordata; Actinopteri; Cyprinodontiformes; Rivulidae. The record is from RefSeq and is a predicted model, not a curated record.